GAAGAAUAUUAUUGUAUUUAUUUGGGGGAAUGACUCAAUUACUGUAAAAACAAUUUGCAAAUAAAGUAGAAGACGAACAUAUAAUGGACCAUCAACAAACUCCGAACGCGCCACUGCUUCCGCCGCCGAUGCGGCCAACGGUACAUCAGGAUGACGCCGACGAAGAAGACGAAACUGUAAAGCAGCUCAACGAGUGCUCUUCUGUCUACUUAUCAUUACAGGAUUGUCUGAUCAAUUCUAACCGGAAUUGGAAAUCUUGUCAAAAAGCAAAAAGUUUACAGGGUCAUAAGUUGUGGCUGUGGCACUACAGAAACAACCAAACUAGCAGAUGAUGUAUGUACAACUUGCCUAGUGGAACUAGUAUUAAACAUAGAAGACCUAUUGGAGUAGGAUAUAGACUGCACUCUUCUACUAUACAACUCCCCAUUCUUGUCAGCCUGCAAAAUAUUCGUCAAGGAUGCUGGAGAGUUCCAAAACAGCAGAGUGUUAUCAUCCAUCAAAGUAGUAGUUAUGGUGACAACAACUAAAACAUCCGCUAGUUCAUUUUGUUCCUUGUAAACGUGAGAGUCAUGAAAUAGCGGUGAGUUUAGUAGGUGCAACAACUGUAGUGAGUCCAUGUUUCUUUCCAGAUGCAUCAUCCCAUAUUGCAGAGCUAAAGUAGGUCCUACCAACAUAGCUCACAUUUCCAUCUCAAGAGGCUUAGAAGUAGGACAAGUCCCUGUAAAUCCAAGUAUCCAAUCUCUGACACUAUUUCUAAAAACACCCCCUGCGGUAAAUAAGCCUGAAACUGAAUCACAACCACUAUCCAUAAUAAGCAUAAUGUUAGAAUUAGCAGACUGGUUUCUUAGUAACAUGACAUACAUGUUACUAAGAAAGGUUUUCCCUCGAAGAUAUAUUUAUUAUGUCGUGCCAACCAAACAGCCCAAAGACAGAAAGGAAAGAAAGUUGAUGCGCGGGUAUGCAGUGAAUAAAUCUAGCACCCAAAAGUUUUACAAAGCUAAGGAGAAGUACCCAAAGAAGCAAUUUGUUGAGUGGUUCCUAACUCGAACCACAAUGGUUGAUAUAGGUUGUGUUUAUAGACUUUGAAUAGCCACCAACAUAUAUAUCAAUAAAUCAAAAAUA
Messenger RNA from Solanum lycopersicum (tomato), 1122 nucleotides. RefSeq lists its product as uncharacterized. Lineage: Eukaryota; Viridiplantae; Streptophyta; Magnoliopsida; Solanales; Solanaceae. The record is from RefSeq and is a predicted model, not a curated record.